This is a messenger RNA of Closterium sp. Naga37s-1, 609 nucleotides long. The record is from the annotation of a GenBank genome assembly. NCBI's taxonomy places the organism in Eukaryota, Viridiplantae, Streptophyta, Zygnematophyceae, Desmidiales, Closteriaceae.
AUGGUCUACGAUUGCACGGCGCGGGAGUGGCAGGAGCCGACGGCGCUGGAAAGGGAACUUGCCAUGGGGUUCAUGGAAGACGCGACAGCACAUCCGGAAGUGACGGAGGAGGAAAGGAGGAAGGCGCUGGGAAGAGCUAUGGAUCUCAAUGUGAUGCACUGGUUGGUGGCGACCAUCCGGAUGUACCACUCGCAGCUGCGCUGGGAGCGGAAACGGGAUAAGGCAGCGGCGGUGCAACCACCGACAGAGAGAUCAGCAGCGAAGGAGGCACUGGCGCGGGCCAUGCUGGGGGAAAUGCAGGAGCACGAGGAGUUGCAGCAUGAUAGGGGGCAUCCGAUAGAGAGGAGGUGGGUAUACCCCUGGGAAGAGGAGGACGAGAGACCGGCGGUCUAUGCAGAACAGACAGACAUCUGGCUCCCAGGAGAACGAGAGGAGGAAGCAGUGGACAAGAAGCGUGAGGAUUUUAGCUGGCUGGAAGAGGCCAUUGAAAGGCAGAGAAUCAGGGAAAGCUACGAAUGGGAAUUUGGGUCUCGAGACUUUGCACUCAUGGCGGCAACAAAGGAGGAGGAGCAGGCACGAGGGGAAACGCAGGAAACGGGGGAGUCAUGA